Molecule: messenger RNA, 1045 nt
Organism: Halteromyces radiatus
Lineage: Eukaryota; Fungi; Mucoromycota; Mucoromycetes; Mucorales; Cunninghamellaceae
Exons: 4
Coding region: 30-980 (316 amino acids)
Molecular function (GO): calcium ion binding; protein binding
Source: RefSeq, a predicted model, not a curated record
UUUUUUUUUAUUUUUCUUUAUUAUUUAACAUGGUUGCCCGGAUAGAAACGUUUCCAGAUGUUGUUGUGGAACAACUUGUCUACUUAUUGGAACCUAAUGAUCUUUUCCAACUCUCUUUGACUUCAAAAACCUUAUUUUCCAUUUACUCCAAUGCUUCUGUUUGGCGAAGCAAAUCCCUUCAUGACUUUGGUAAUUUGUUUCAUAUCUAUACACUAUUUACGACUUCUACUGGUUUAGAAUUAUAUCCUGAUAUACAAGAAAAAUUCGAAAAGGAACCUACGGAUUGGUGUCGAUAUUAUCUCUCAAAAAAUGCAUCUGUCAAUGAACAAGAAGAAGAAAAACUGAUGGAUGAAGCUGAUAGUGAAUAUGCUGCUGCUCAAGCUCAACUCAAACAAUUUCAAAACGAUGGAAAUGCUGCUAUUUUGAAUGAAGUGGCUGCCAAGAUGAUUAGGAUAUUAGACGUUUUCCCUGCUCAUGGUGGAUGUUAUUAUAUUUUGGCCUUUAUUUUAUUUGUAUUGAAUCAACUAGAAGAAGCUGUUAUUUUAUUACAAAUGGGUCGAUCUGUUGAUAGUUCGUUUGAACCUAUUGAUGAAUUGGAAGAAGAAAUACAACGGAUCUUGAAAGGAUAUGGAGGAGAAGAAGAUGAACCACCUUUACUUGCAAAUGAUACUACAUUAUCUGCACCUUUAACAGAAGCACUCUUGGAAAUAUUUAGUAAUUUUGAUAAAGAUAAAGAUAAUGCGUUGAACAAUAAGGAGCUUGGCAACUUUAUCUAUGAAACCAAUGGAUCUCACCCACCUCCACCCUUUUUACGACAAAUGGGACAAAGAUUUGGAAGCAAUAGUCAAGGUUGGUUAACGAAGGAUGGAUUUUUGGCAUUUUAUCUUGAACAAACUUUGGAUGAUCCUUCAGAAACUAGAAGUGAUCUCGGUGUUCAUGGUUACGAUCCUCAUACAUUGAAGAAACGCAUGGAAGAAUAAAAUGUAGAUCUAUUAUACCUUUUAUGUCUAAAUAAAUAAAAAAUUUUAUAACAUCACGAAACUAU